This is a messenger RNA of Chionomys nivalis (European snow vole), 1652 nucleotides long. It is a transcript of the gene Abt1, whose product is annotated as activator of basal transcription 1. Gene Ontology annotation, biological process: endonucleolytic cleavage to generate mature 5'-end of SSU-rRNA from (SSU-rRNA, 5.8S rRNA, LSU-rRNA); endonucleolytic cleavage in ITS1 to separate SSU-rRNA from 5.8S rRNA and LSU-rRNA from tricistronic rRNA transcript (SSU-rRNA, 5.8S rRNA, LSU-rRNA); endonucleolytic cleavage in 5'-ETS of tricistronic rRNA transcript (SSU-rRNA, 5.8S rRNA, LSU-rRNA). Gene Ontology annotation, molecular function: RNA binding. Bases 36 to 860 code for a protein of 274 amino acids. Gene Ontology annotation, cellular component: nucleolus. Lineage: Eukaryota; Metazoa; Chordata; Mammalia; Rodentia; Cricetidae. The record is from RefSeq and is a predicted model, not a curated record. The transcript is spliced from 3 exons.
GAUUUACGGCUGUCGUGCUCCCCGCAUCCGCCAUCAUGAAAGCCGCGGCGUUGGUGGAGGAGCGGAAGGCGCCGAUGGAGGGAGGAUCGCAGGACGAGGCAGAGGGGAAUGCAGAUGCGGCGGAGGAGCAGGAGGAGCCCGAGGAAGCGGACUGCGAUGGCAGCAGCAAGAAGAAGAAGAGGGUAGUGCCGGGUAUUGUUUACCUGGGACACGUCCCGCCGCGAUUCCGGCCCUUGCACGUUCGCAACCUGCUCAGCGCCUACGGUGAGGUGGGACGCGUUUUCUUCCAGGCCGAAGACCGCUUUGUGAGACGCAAAAAGAAGGCAGCUGCGGCUGCAGGAGGGAAGAAGGCAGCUAAGUACAGCAAGGACUAUACAGAAGGCUGGGUGGAAUUCCGUGACAAGCGCAUAGCCAAGCGAGUAGCAGCCAGUCUACACAACACGCCCAUGGGUGCCCGCAGGCGCAGCCCCUUCCGUUACGACCUGUGGAACCUCAAGUAUUUGCAUCGUUUUACUUGGUCGCAUCUCAGCGAACACCUUGCCUUUGAGCGCCAGGUACGGAGACAGCGCCUAAGAGCAGAAGUCGCCCAAGCAAAGCGAGAGACUGACUUCUAUCUUCAAAGUGUAGAACGGGGAAAACGCUUCCUUGCAGCGGAUGGGGAUGCUACUCGCCCAAAUAGCUCCUGGACAUUUGCUCAACGUCCCACUGAGCAGGAGCUGAGGGCCCGUAAGACAGCACGGCCAGGAGGGCGGGAACGAGCUCGACUGGCAAACGCCCAGGACCAGGCCCGAUCCAACAAAGGGCUCCUUGCCAAGAUCUUUGGAGCCCCUCCACCUGCAGAGAGCAAAGAAGAACCAUAGCCAGCAAGGGGCUCCUGGUGGAAAAGGAAGCCACUUUUACCUACCAGCCCUGCUCUCUGCUGGUCUGUCCCCCGCAGAGUGUAACCGACAGCCCAGGAAGAUAUUUUCUCUCUAUUCCGCAGACCAAGAGUCUGGUAAAAAGGCCUUUUAUUGUAGGCCUCUUUUACCUACCCUGAUCAAAUCCUGUAAGUGCCCAGUUGAGAACUUACUCUCCAGGUUGAUUACUCCUUGAAGUGCCUGUUUUCUUUUGUUGGACUUCUGGUUGCCUGCCUCUUUCUCGGUGGGCUCCUAACAAUCUCUGGCUUGAAAGUGUGGAUUUGCCUUCCACUAGCGUAGCCAUGACAAGCCCGUGUGGUCUGUGGUAGGCGGCAGGAAUUGGCUUAGUGGCCCAACUUGAAGUUUUUGUUUGAAAAUAAAAAAUAAUCAAAAGCUUCAGAGAAACCCUGUUUCAAAAAACAAAACGAAACAAAAAAAUUGUGUGUUUAGUUUUUCAGGUGGGAAUCGUUGAGUGAGUUUCAACUUCUUUUGAAGCCAAACUCAGUUACUCUGGUGCAGACAUGGUGCAGACUCAUGACUCAUUUUGAGACAGGGCCUCAACAAGUGUUCAGGUUAGCUAUGAGUUCAUUCUGUGAGUUACUGGUAAGCCUUGAGCUAACUCUGUGGCCAGGUAGGCCCUGAACUUGAAAUCCUGUCUCAGCCUCCCAAAUAGCUGAGAUUAUAGGUGUAUGUCAACAAACCUAGCUUCAAUGUUAUACAUACAUAAUAAAAUAAUGUGUGUUCCUUUUCUUUGUA